Ceratosolen solmsi marchali is the source of this 4290-nucleotide messenger RNA. Its product is annotated as ataxin-2-like protein. Gene Ontology annotation, biological process: cytoplasmic stress granule assembly. Gene Ontology annotation, molecular function: mRNA binding. Gene Ontology annotation, cellular component: cytoplasmic stress granule. The transcript is spliced from 11 exons. The record is from RefSeq and is a predicted model, not a curated record. NCBI's taxonomy places the organism in Eukaryota, Metazoa, Arthropoda, Insecta, Hymenoptera, Agaonidae. Bases 412 to 3069 code for a protein of 885 amino acids.
AAAAACGAAGGCUGAGAAGACAAUAUAUACACGAGUGUUCAGUGCAAGAUAAACGAGAGCGUUGUUAAUUGCCACACGCGAAAGGAAGAAGGCAAAAUUGUGCGCAUCUCAUUACAGUCUGAACACUUAAAGAAAGAACUAUCAGUGAUCCACUGGAUUUAUUAGUGUCUUUUAAUUUAGAAAUUAUAUCAAACAGUCCUGAUUACUAUUGCUCCUCAGUAAAUAAGUGUUAAAGGUAUUCCAUUAGCUGCAGUUUAAGAGGAAUAGACACCUCUGAUAUAAAUAUUGUGUUUGGCAAGUUUUUGAAAAAUCGUCAAAAUUCCGGUCCCCACAAGGAACCCAGAAGGCCCCCAACAAACUGGUGGGAGAAAUCCACUGACUUCUGGUGACGAUAACUUGUAUAAUAACAAAAUGAACAAUAAAAGAAAGAAUCGUUCAAAUCCAACUAGAUCCCCGCGGGCACGGGGUCCGCAAGAACGUUGUGUUGUUGCAGAUGGAGUAUACAAUAAUGCUCAUUUUAUGCAUGCAAUCACAAGUCACGUAGGCAAUAUUGUACAGAUUCAAACUCAAAAUGGUUCAAUAUAUGAAGGUAUAUUUAGAACUUUCUCUAGUCAAUUCGAAUUAGUUUUGGAAAUGGCUCACCGUGUUGAAAAUUCUGGUAAAAUAAGUGUAGACAGUGUUGUAGAAAAAUUGAUAUUUAAAUCACAAGAUAUUAUUACAUUUUCUGCAAGAGAUGUUGAUCUGGACUAUGCAACUAGGGAUACAUUCCAGACAGAUACUGCCAUUAGUAAAUUUAAUGGUCUAAUCAAAGGAGAAAAAGAGCUUGAACCUUUUUUUCUGGCUGUGCAAGAUGAUAUUGCUACAACAAAUGGAGCUAAUUUAGAGUUAGAUCGUACUGCUAAUGGUUGGCCUGCUGAUGAUAUGUUUCGAACAAAUGAACAAACGUUUGGCAUUCAAUCAACAUUUGAGCCAAAUUUAAGCCAAUAUACGGUUAUACUUCAAUGUGAAGAUACUAAAGAUUAUAAAGAACAAGAAAAGAAAGCAGCAAAGAUAGCUAGUGAAAUUGAAUCCCAACCAGAUCACAGAGUACGAUUGGAACUUGAAAAUGGUGAUGAGGAAGAAAGAUUUGCUGCAGUUAUACGUACUAAUGACUCCAAUUAUGGUCGAUCUAAUAAUAACGAAGGUAAAUAUGUACCACCUGCAAAAAGGAAAAAUGGCAACACUGGUAAAUUAAUGCGAACGACGCCUCCACCACAGUCUCCAGGUUCGGCGUCAAACAAAAAUUUAUUUAAUCAGGCUCCGCCAUCUGCCAAUGCUACUGUAAGCGUUCCUCCAACAAAUAACAUUCCAGUAAGCAUGUCGUCGCAUCCUCCCGUGAUACAACAUCCAGUACCCCUAAAUAUGGGUGGUAUACCAAGUGGAGUCGUCGUCCCUUACAAUCCUCCGCCAUUUGUUCCUCCACCAACCUCUCAACCUCCACCUCCAAAUGUUGCAGUUCCUGUAAUGUCUCAAGGUCAGCCCCCUUCCCAAGUAACAUCCAAUCUACCUCAAGUACCCUUUUCAUCACAACAGCCACAAUCUUCCAUGAACAAAAUGAAUAUGGAUAAGCGUGAACGUCCAAGCAGACAAGUAUAUCAAUCUGAUAAAGCACCACCGGCACCCUUCCCUGGAGUUCAUGUAGUACCUCAACAUUCACAGCAACCUACUCAAUCACAACCACCAACCCAUGUUCCCAUGCAACAAUCUUCUAUGGAUGGCUCUCCACAGAUAUCAACAAAAGAACAGCAACAUCGAAAGGUGCCAACACCAAGAGGAAGAGAGGAACAGCACUCUGAGCUCAGACAGUUCGCCUCAGAUUUUAAAUUAGCUGAUCAACAGACGACUCAAGAGGUACAACAGCAACAAUCAACACUUGGUAGAAAACCACAUCCUCAAGAAGCACAUAUAUCUCAAGUUCCACCUAUGGGUCCAUCACAUCAUCAACAACCACAUUCUCAUAACUCAACAUCACAAACAGUACCUCAGCCGUUACCUCAACAACAGCAAUCUUAUCAACAACAAACCCAUCAGUCACCAAUUCAGGAAGAGCUAGUCGUGAUAAAUAAACCUCCACCAUGUCCAAUACCUGUUCAACCAACAAGUCCACCUCAACAACCUCAGCAGCAAGUACAGACACAAGUUCCAUCUUCACAGUCAUCACAAUCUCAGCCACAAACUCCACAAGUUCCUGUACUCCAACAAACACAGGAGGAUUCAAGCAUGGAGAAGAUAACCGCUUCUUUUAAGAAAUCCAAAUUAAAUCCAAAUGCUAAGGAGUUCAAUCCAAAUGUUAAACCUUUUACUCCUAGAUCUCCUAGUACACCAACUCCAAGUAGACCUCAUACACCUCAAACACCACAGUAUGCAGCAGCUACAAUGUCAUCUGCUGUAGUGAUGCCUGCAUUUAUAAUGCAGAGUCAACCACCUACAGCAUUUACUCAGCCUCCAUCUCAGCCAGUAACAAGGUUUCGAAAGAAUCAAUAUCUAGUCCCAAUGAUGCAACAUCGUGCACCAGAUGUAGCAUCACAAAUGCAAGUAGCUGCUGCAACGGGACAACCACUACUCGCUCCAGCACCUUUGCAUCCACCCUUCCAACUGCCUUAUUCAGGUCAACCGACAUAUGGAGCACAAAUGGUGAGGAUGGUGCCUGCACCACCACCACCACCACAUAUGACAGCUAAUCCAUAUCACCACCAUCAUGAAUCACCAGGACCUCAAGCUCCUGGUAUACAAUAUAUGAAUCCACAUGCACAUCCCCAUCCACAUGUGAGCCAACAGCAACCAAAUCAGACUCCAUCACCAGCGAAUCCCAAUCCCCCGCAUACACCUGGUACUUACAAUCCACCAGGUACACCUCAACCAUCAUACCCACAACCGCCUCCACAAAGUCAUGCGCCAACGGGAUAUCCUAUAAUGUGCCCAAUAAUUCCACCACAUAUACCUAUACCACCUCAGCAUAUGCAAUACAUACCUCCUCAACCACCACCGGGUCAACAAACUAUACCAGUUAUCUUACCCCACACUCAGUAGUCCCGCGCUAUCCCGGGCAAACAGCUGCGACAGAGCCGACGACAUGGAUAUCCUUAAACAUUCAUUUGUAAAGAUGAACAAACAAACAUGAUGAAUGUUUACUGCGAUAUUAUCGAACGGAUCUGCUAGUGCCAGGGAGUGUUAGAUAAACUAAUAAAACUAUUAAUAUAAAUAUAUACUUCAGAAGUAAUAAUACAACGACGAUAAUGGAAUAAGCCAAUGUUGCAAGGCUACUUUAAUCAGUGUUGAGUAACAAUGGUUGAAACAUAAAUUCUUUAUAUUUUCUACAUCGAUAUCCAUGUUUAAUUAUCUUCUUGAUCAUUGAAAUUUCCUUCUUUUCUCCUAUUCUUUUAUAUAAUUUUUUUGUUUUAAAUAGAAGAUUUUUCAUUGAUCAUUAUUCAUACGCAAUACAUAUCUGCUGUCGAUUACAUUAAGGACAGCCAGUACUAUCUUUUUAAAAAAUUGGAUUUCGUUAUGUUCUUAAAAAGAAUAAAAAAUAUUAUCUUCAGUGCCGCACAGAAAAUAAAUGCAAAGAGUAUAAAUAACUCUUAAAAGUAUUUUUACCGCGACCGAAAGAUAUGGUUUUCAAAGAAAUUGAGUUUCCGCAGUUCACAGUGUAUGUAACUGCAUUAAACGAAGCUCAUAGUGAAAAAAAUUAAUUUUAUCAUUUUUUAAAAUUGAUAGUCAUAAAACCUAUCGAUUUUUCUGAUUAUGCUUUGCAAAUGUAUGGGAAAUGAUGCAGAAUCGUAAAAAAAAUGGAAAAUCAAAUUAAUGAUACAUGUAUGUUAUUAAAAUUCCCUGAAUUCUCUUUAUGAAUGUUAUGCAUAUACCAAAGUUAAUAAUCGGCAAAAAUCCUGAAAGAAAAAUCGAACCGCAAAGUGACAGGAUGUCAUUAAAAAAAUGUGGUAUAUGAAAAAAAAAAUAAAGUCUUUACUUAGAACAAUAUUCUAAAUGCCUUUUAGAAAAAUCUUAGAUGAUUUAAAUACAAAAUUUUCAAAUAGACAUAGUGCCAUAAAUUUGUGCAUACAAUUGUCAAAAAUAUUUGUGAGAAAUAAAGCAGAAAAUCACUGAAGUAAUAUGUUUUAAAAUGAACGACAUUCGAUACAAAAAGAGAGUUGAAGACUCCUUAAUUUUGAAAAAAUAAGAAAAUGAAAAACGUAUGCGUAUCGAAAAAUACGAAUAUCGCGAUAUGAGUACGUAUGGAGUAACAACAGAGUCGUG